AUGGGUAGUCAAGAAAACACAACAAAUACCUCAGAAAAGGGUAGGCGGCUUGCCAAAGCACAUUAUCCUUCAUAUAAACGAGACAGAUUACCAACCUUACAAGAGGUUGUUUUACGUAAAACAGCACCUCCAGUAUGUUUAUUCAACCUUUAUCUUUAUAUGAGGGAUGUAGAAAAUGCUUCAGAGUAUUUGGACUUUUAUCUCGAUAUAUUAGAACAUGAGAUCUUAUGUAGAGCAUAUGUAAAAGACCUUAAAAAACUUGGAUUAGAUGUAAAUACAGAAUAUCCCGAAUAUGAAAGAUAUAGACCGGGAGCAUUUAAGACGGAAAAGGAUAAAUUAAAAUUUAACAAACCAGUUAGUAUAGAGAGUGGUGUUCAAAGGCAAAUUAGUAAUUCUUCUCGUGGUUCGGAUAAUACACUUAAUUCUGGAAGUGACGUUCCUGAAUCUACAAUUGCACAAAAAACCUCAGCUACACAUGUAGUUGAAAUUCAAAAUGACGGUAAUAAUGACAAUAAACUAAAGCAAUAUCGAGAUUCAGUUCGUUCAAAUAAAACAAAUACAACAGCAGGAAAUCUUUCGCUUUGUAAUCGUGAAAGACCAUUCACAAGAGAUGAUCUUCGCGAAUCAGCAGAAAGGAUAUUUUUUAAAUAUAUAUUUAGUGGAUCUGAAAAAGAGAUUUUCUUAUCGAAUGAUAUUAAAGAAAAAAUUACUCGCGCUAUAGAAGAAGAAGGUAUUUUUCAACACAAAAGAGAUGAUCCUUGGAUUUACCACGAGGCUAAAAAGGAAAUUUAUGCAUUUAUGGAAAAGGAAUAUUUCCCUAGAUUUUUAAUGGCGAGGGCAUUUGGUAACAUGAAUGCCACACAAAUUUUGAUGAGAUUAGGAAUUGGUACAUUCUUCUUAUUUCUUGGUUUUGCCAUAGCAUUAAGUUUGAUUUUCUUGAAUAUAAUGCCAAGAACAGUUCGAUUAUGGAGUUUCAUUCCGAUAUUUUUGGGUGUGAAAAAUUUAUUUGUUUGUAUAACGAAGCUGAGUCCGUUAUUUGUCUUGUUAAGAAUAAGCGAAACGACAUUCUUUCAAUUUCAACGCGUAAUGGAAUCAUAUAUAUACACAUUACAUGUAAAGAAAGGAAUAAGAAUAUUUUUACAAAGUUUAAUAGUUUCUAUAAUUAUUACAGCUAUUUUUGUAGCAGUUCCAGGUCAUCGGCUAUAA
Messenger RNA from Funneliformis mosseae, 1206 nucleotides. The record is from the annotation of a GenBank genome assembly. NCBI's taxonomy places the organism in Eukaryota, Fungi, Glomeromycota, Glomeromycetes, Glomerales, Glomeraceae.